Molecule: messenger RNA, 1350 nt
Organism: Durusdinium trenchii
Lineage: Eukaryota; Dinophyceae; Suessiales; Symbiodiniaceae
Source: the annotation of a GenBank genome assembly
AUGUGCCUUUAUGCUUGCGUCCUCAUUCUCUUGAAGUUCACCUCGGUCAACGAAGGGUCAUGGGUCGUCAAGUUCUUGAAUAUUGCCUGCUGUUUGGUGGGAGCCCUGAACCCGAUGCUCCCCGUCUCCUUGGUCAUGGGGCAGUCGGCGAGUGCCAAACGCUUGACGGAUGGCGAGAACUAUCAGAUCAAAUGCCUUCAGCCAGGGAGGAUUCCCAUUGCUGGCAAGAUUUCGACCAUGGUUUUCGACAAGACGGGCACCAUCACCAAGUCCAGUAUGGACCUAGCUGCCGUGCAUCCCAUCGCCGAUGCCCAGCUGCUGCGCUGCCAACGCCUCGACGGCGCGCCCGACGGCGCGUUCGCGGCCGGCGAGGCCCUGUGGCGGGCGCUGCGGCGAUGCCAUACGGUGAAGCAAUUGCAAGACGGCCGCAUGGUGGGCAACGAGCUGGAGUGUGCCAUGCUGCGGCGCAUGCGCGAGAUGGGUGAUGAGGUGCCCGAGGACGCGAGCGUCACCGUGCGGGAGUUGGAAUUCGAUCAUCAAAGCAUGACCAGCGGCGUGGUCCUGCGCAGAGAGCGCGACGGCUUCUUGGAGGUCUUCCUGAAGGGAAGCCCCGAGAAGAUCAAAGCAGCUGCUCGAGCCAGCUCCUGCCCCAGCGACUAUGAUGCCACCGUCACCGAAUAUGCCAAGGCCAACUACUACACUAUUGGGGUGAGCCACAAGAUGCUGCCGCAAGACCUGACCCAUCAGGAGGUGUGUGCCUUGGCCCGGGAAGAGCUGGAGAAGGAGGCCGACUUGGUGGGGCUUUUGCUUUUUCAGAAUGAGAUGAAAGCGGAGGCGCCAGAGGCCAUCCGGCAGCUGAAGGAGGGCAACGUUCGUUCGGUCAUUUGCACUGGCGACAGUGCCCUGACGGGGAUCGCCAUCGGUCGGCAAUGCGGCAUCGUGGAGAAGCCCAUUUUGCACGCGGUGCUGGCAGAGGGCCAGUUGAGGUUCAGCGACGAGAAGGAUCAACAGGUUUGUGAUCCUUUGGAUCCUCGCUAUCAGCUGGCUUUGUCCUGUAGUGCCUGGCGGCAUUUGUGCGAGCAUGAGCCGGAGCUCUUGCAGGAGAUUUGGCCUCGCUGUGUGGUCUUUGGCCGGAUGAAGCCCGUCGACAAGAUCAACGUGAUCAAGCUCUUUCAACGUCAGGGGCUGAUUGUGGGCAUGGCCGGCGACGGCGGCAACGACUGCGGCGCGCUGCGCGCCGCGCACGCGGGGCUGGCGCUGUCGACGGCGGAAGCCUCGUUGGUGGCGCCGUUCUCGACGGGGCGGCAGGAGAAGGUGUCAGGGAACCAGAUCACCUUGCAACUCGGAUGA